This is a messenger RNA of Quercus lobata, 2341 nucleotides long. RefSeq lists its product as uncharacterized. Lineage: Eukaryota; Viridiplantae; Streptophyta; Magnoliopsida; Fagales; Fagaceae. The transcript has a single exon. The coding region runs from base 23 to 814 and encodes 263 amino acids. The record is from RefSeq and is a predicted model, not a curated record.
UGCCCAGGCUGUUGUUAAGGGAAUGGACAAUGGACCUUCUGAGGCUCAUGCACCUUGGUUGGGUAAUGUUAAGGGUUGGCCAGGCCGACUGUUGACAAGCCCAUUUGUUUUUGAGGCAGGUACAUUCUCCAAGCAGUCCCAAAAUAAACCCAGCCCAGGUAUUACGGGCCCAAUUGUUGACAAUGGGAAUUUAGAGUCAAGCUCCUCAGGCCCGAGCUCAAUCUCGUCUGGUGCGAGUCAUAAGGUACUCCCCGCGAGCUCGUUGGGUGAUUCUCUACCACCAAGGGCGACGGCGAUGGCUCCGACGGUCACCUUGGGCUCGAAUUCCUCCAUAUCGGCACUGGAAGUUCCAGGUGGGAGUGGUUUUAGCAACCAGGUGAGCCCGAGCUGGCAUACCCAGUCCCUAACCUUGCCGAUAUUGACAGCGGAAGUGGUCCAGGCUGCAUGCGAGCUGGGUUCGUCUCCCUUAGAUCCGAUAUGUUCAUCGUUGGAGCCGGUGGGGAUGAAGGUGCAGUCAUCAGGGGAUCCGAUAGAUAUUCCAGUGGAGAAGUCGUCAUCUCCGGCAGCGACGAAGGAUGAGGAUGAGGAAUUGUUGGGUUCGGAGGUAAGGGUGACGAUGCAUGAGGCUUCUGAUUGUAAAGUGGUAUUUAGUUCUUCUCCCACUAUUAGGGAAUUGGUCAGUGAUUUGGAUAAAUCAUGGGGUAAUUCCAAAGAGUGGAUGCUACAAUUGAGGGAUGGUCGACAAAUAGUGAUUCCGCUAUCUCUAUAUCGAUCUCCAGAGAGUGUGUCGGAUUGCUCAGUGUUGAGACUGUAACAGGUAAUGAUUCUUUUAUCAAUGAAGGUCAGAUGGUUAGUUGGGCAGAGGACUGUGAUGGGUUAGUUGAUUCUUUGUCUAUUGUUAUUGAGGCAGAGGAGGAGUUGUGGGAUUUUGAUGAGAGGUCGAUGACUUGGGAGUGUAGUGGCAAGCCUUUAGUUGUGGUUCCUUUGGCCACAGAAGUUCCUUUGGAGCUGAAGUGUAGUUCUGAGCUGGGGGUUGGGUGUAAGGAGUCGGUUGAUGGUAAUAAUUUAUCACAAUGGGUAACAAAUCGGAUUAAGGCCUUUAGAAAAUCAGUGGGCACUUCUUUGGAAGGUUUUGAGGAGCAAAUUAUGGGAUUGUUGCUAGCUAUAGAGGCCAAGAAAAAGAGUAAAAAGCUUAAAGCAGUAGAUGAUCAAAUGAAGCAGGGCAAGUCGAGGCAGAAAGGUCAGCAGGAGUUGAAAAAUUUAUUGACCUCUAUGAAUGUCGAGGUUGGUUCAACGAAAUCAAGGAAUGUAAGUAAGGAGCGGGCUGUGGUGGUUCAUCAAUGAAUUUGAAGAUUAUUUCUUGGAAUGUUCGAGGGCUGAAUGAUAGGGAUAAAAGGCUUCGGGUUCGUAGUAUGGUUAGGAGAUGGGGGCCAGAUGUUAUUUGUCUUCAAGAAACUAAAAUGGAGUUGAUAACUAGAGCUGUGAUUCGCAGUUUGUGGAGGGGUCAACAUGUUGAUUGGUCUUAUUUAGGCUCUUGUGGAGCUUCUGGAGGGGUGCUUCUGAUGUGGGAUACAUGGGUUGUGAAUAAAGUGGAGGAAGCUGUGGGGCGAUUUCGGUUUCUUGUAGAUUUACAAGUGUGUCAGAUCAGUAUGUCUGGGCGUUUUCUGGCGUUUAUGAUCCUAAUUCUAUGAGAGACAGAAGGUUAUUAUGGGAGGAAUUAGUUGGUUUGAACAGUUGGUGGAAUGUUCCAUGGUGUAUGGGUGGUGAAUUUAAUGUGGUAAGGUUUCCUUCCGAGCGCUCUAGUUCUACCUCUUUUACUGUUGCUAUGCGGGAGUUUUCCAGUUUUAUUUCUGAGCAAGGCCUCAUUGAUAUUCCGCUGCAAGGGGGAUCUUUCACUUGGUCUAAUUCUCGUGAAGUUGUUUCGAAGGCUAGACUGGACAGAUUUUUGUUUUCUGCAGAUUGGGAGGAUAAGUUUCCUUCUGUCUCUCAACAACGCUUGCCUAGGCUGUUAUCUGAUCACUUCCCGAUUGUUCUUGAGGGGGGUUCAUUUCAGAGAGGUAGGAGGCCGUUUAGAUUUGAGAAUAUGUGGCUUAAAGAUGAGGGUUUUGUGGAGAGGGUGCAAUCUUGGUAGGAUUCUUAUAAUGUACUAGGAGCUCCGAGUUUUGUUUUGGCCAAUAAAUUGAAGCUCUUGAAAAAUGAUUUGGAGAAAUGGAAUGUGGAGGUUUUUGGAAAUGUUGAAGAUCAGGUGAGAAAAUUGUGGCAAGAGCUUAGUGAUUUAGAGAUGAUUAAGGAUAGUCGAGCUUUAUUGGAGGAGGAAAGGAUGGAGUUGGAGAGAGUUCGA